Molecule: messenger RNA, 1761 nt
Organism: Xyrauchen texanus (razorback sucker)
Lineage: Eukaryota; Metazoa; Chordata; Actinopteri; Cypriniformes; Catostomidae
Product: feline leukemia virus subgroup C receptor-related protein 2-like
Exons: 10
Coding region: 142-1644 (500 amino acids)
Biological process (GO): heme export; transmembrane transport
Cellular component (GO): membrane
Molecular function (GO): heme transmembrane transporter activity; heme binding
Source: RefSeq, a predicted model, not a curated record
AUCAAAUCCGUGCAGCGGAUUGAUAUAAAUCGAAGCGAGAUUGGAUGUUUAUUUGCUAGAAUUGAAUCUCAGUUAUUAUAUCAUUAAUAUGCCAUGUAAUGUAAGUAUUUAAACAAGCUAGUUUGACAUAAGUUAACAUGAAUGAAUGACAUCUAUGACAUUGUUACUAGGUUUCGAAGGCAUUUUAAUAGAGAGGAAAUGGGCGAGGAGUUAAAGUCGGUGAGUCGGGAGGUGAAUUAUAAUACAUAUUUAUCCAAAACGGCCGUGACUGAUGCUGAGGUGUGUCUUGAGCAUCAAACCUCGCCGCCGGUAACGCGUUUAUAUAAGAAGAGAUGGAUCAUAGUGUGUUUAUUCAGCUCAUACUCGCUGUGUAACUCAUAUCAGUGGAUUCAAUACGGGAUCAUCAACAAUAUAUUCAUGCGCUUCUAUAGCGUGGACUCUUUCACCAUUGACUGGAUGUCCAUGAUUUACAUGUUAACGUACAUUCCGCUCAUUUUUCCCGUCUCGUGGCUCUUGGAUAAAAAAGGUCUGCGGGUCAUCGCGCUCGUUGCCGCUGCACUGAACUGCGCAGGCACGUGGAUCAAGGUGGCCAGUGCAAGACCGGACCUUUUUCCCGUGACAUUUCUGGGUCAGUUAACUUGCUCCGUGGCCCAGGUGUUCAUCCUCGGGAUGCCCUCGCGCAUCGCGUCGGUGUGGUUCGGUUCGGAUGAGGUGUCCACUGCGUGUUCCAUCGGGGUCUUCGGAAAUCAGUUAGGGGUCGCCAUUGGCUUUCUUGUUCCACCAAUCCUGGUUCCAAAUGUGGAUGAUCUGGACAAGUUGGCGGGUCACAUACGAGUCAUGUUCUACAUCCCAGCGGGCGUGGCUACCUUCCUGUUUGUUCUGGUUGUCAUUGUGUUUCAGGACCGUCCGGAGGUCCCUCCCACUCACGCCCAGGCUGUGGCUCGUCAGAUCUCUCCGGAAAGCUACUCAUACACAGCCUCCAUACUCCGAUUGCUUCGCAACAAAGCUUUCAUCCUACUCGUCAUCAGUUAUGGACUGAACGUUGGUUGUUUCUAUGCUGUCGGUACACUUCUCAACCGAAUGAUCAUCGAACACUAUCACGGAGAGGAAGUGAACGUGGGCAGGAUCGGCCUCACCAUUGUAACCGCUGGCAUGGUGGGUUCCCUCAUCUGUGGGAUCUGGUUAGACCGAUCCAAAACAUACAAACAGACCACUCUAGCUGUGUAUCUCAUGUCCCUUCUGGGUCUGUUGCUUUAUGCUUUUACUUUGGAUCUGGGACACCUGUGGGUGGUUUUCAUCACAGCGGGAAGCCUCGGAUUCUUCAUGACGGGUUAUCUGCCCCUUGGCUUUGAGUUUGCUGUGGAACUCACUUACCCAGAGUCUGAGGGAACAUCAUCAGGUCUUCUGAACUGUUCCGCACAGGUAUUUGGGAUCAUAUUCACAAUCUGUCAGGGGAAAAUGAUGGACUCGUUUAACACUCUAGCUGGAAAUCUCUUCCUGUGUGUUUUCCUUCUGAUAGGAACCAUUAUGACAGGCUGUAUUAAGUCAGAUCUGCGCAGACAGUUGGCAAACCAGCAAGCACUGACAGCUGACCCUUUGGAAAGAUCAACUGCACCUUCUGUUGUAGCUGAAGCCAAACUCUAACGCACUUGCACAUCGUUCUGUCAGAUAAUGUGAAUUCAGAAUGGAUCGUAUUUAGUAUUUCACACUUUUUUCUUUAUAGUUUGUAACUUGCCUUCAAUGUCAAGAGUGAAGCUAAAA